Molecule: messenger RNA, 4200 nt
Organism: Lytechinus pictus (painted urchin)
Lineage: Eukaryota; Metazoa; Echinodermata; Echinoidea; Temnopleuroida; Toxopneustidae
Product: ATP-dependent (S)-NAD(P)H-hydrate dehydratase-like
Exons: 11
Coding region: 428-1459 (343 amino acids)
Biological process (GO): metabolite repair
Molecular function (GO): ATP-dependent NAD(P)H-hydrate dehydratase activity
Source: RefSeq, a predicted model, not a curated record
GAUUCCCCAGAGAUAUCACAUUUGACGCCAUGAUUAUUCUUUACUAAAGCGUAUGAUUUUUUUUUUCAAGAUUACAAGUACACAUUGGUGAAACUACAUUUAAAAAGUCAGUGUUUGUUGAUAGAAAAUACCUACAAUGUUUUCAUAUGUACCAUCAUUUUGAACUUUGAUGAACAUUAGCCUUUCCUGAUCUUGAUCGUCCUCACAUAUAGAUUCGCCAGUUAAAUAAUAGAAUACAGACUAGAAGAAGAAUAGUCACUCGUAAACAAAAACGAUGGUGGACGUGCAGAAAUUGUGUUGGUGAUUCAUAUAUUCUUCACCGUAAUUUAAGUUGGAAAAUUAGUUGGUGGAUGACCUCGAACCGAAUUUGGGAUACCAGCUUCUGUAAAAGCUUUGUAACACAGAGGAGAGUACUUCACUGUUAAAGAUGUUUACUGUACAAACAAUCAUCUGCCAACUCAUCAACCGAGCAAGGCCUUCACCUUCUGCACGGCUAUCCACAAGUGGGGACAACAUAAUCACAACACUGACUGAUGGAGGACACAUGAUAGAAAUGGUACGAUCCAUCGUGCCUCCAUUAGAUUAUACCAAGCACAAAGGACAAGAUGGACGUAUAGCAACAAUAGGAGGUUGUCAAGAGUACACCGGUGCACCAUACUUUGCUGCUAUAUCUGCAUUCCGUGUAGGCUGUGAUCUCUCCCAUGUCUUCUGUACUAAUGGUGCUGGUACAGUUAUCAAGUCCUACAGUCCUGAACUCAUUGUUCAUCCAUGCCUAGACGCUACAGAUGGUGUGGAGGAAGUUAAGAAGUGGUUACCCAGGAUGCAUUCCAUUGUUAUUGGUCCAGGACUCGGUAGGGACCAGAAGCUGCUAGACCAAGUCAAGAGUGUGAUAGCUGAAGCCAAAGAAUUGGAACUGCCUCUUGUUUUUGAUGCAGAUGGAGUAUUUCUGUUAACACAAUCACCAGACUUGAUCAGAGACUACAGACAAGCUAUCCUUACACCCAACCAGGUUGAAUUUAAACAUCUCUUCAAGAGUGUGGUUGGAUCUGAUGUCAACCCAACUGAACCUCAAGCUGAUGUAAUGGAAUUGAGUAGAUCAUUAGGUCAUGUUACCGUGUGCAGGAAAGGGGAGAAUGAUAUCAUUUCAGAUGGUCACAAUGUUCUGGUCUGUUGUGGCGAAGGGAGCCCAAGGAGAUGUGGCGGGCAAGGAGAUAUUCUAUCAGGGACUUUGGGUGUGUUCUCAUUCUGGGCUCACCAAGCUUGUCUACAUAGAGCGAACAUCCAGAAUGAAUACCUGAAGAUAUUUGGCCCCACUCUGUGUGCAGCAUAUGGUGCAUGUCUGCUGACAAAAAGAUGUUCUAGUAGAGCCUUUGAGAAGCAUGGAAGAGGAAUGACUACAACAGAGAUGCUACCAGAAAUACAACCAGUCUUUGCUACUCUGUUUGAGACUUCAGAAUGAAUGACUAAUAGGUCUUACAAAGUUAUGUUCUGUUCAACAAAAGGUUCAUCUGGAGGCAAUUAUCACUGUCCAGGUGGUUUCAUCCAAGGUCCACAAGAUUCCUGGAAGAUCUGUCCCAGAGAUGGUGCUAAAGGUCAAAGGUUCAUUGUCUUGUGCAUGACCUUGAGACAUAGGUCACCUCUUGAGAACAGAGAUGAAAGCAUCUUUGGGUACUUCAACAUUGCCAAACUUCUUCAUCCUCUUCUUCCCUUCAGCCUGACGACGAAGGAGUUUCAUCUUCCUGGUGAUGUCACCUCCGUACUGGAAGUAAAAAAAAGAAAAGAAAGUAGCUGUCACCUCCAUACUGGAAUUAAAAAUUAGAAAAAAAUGGCACCUCCAUAUUUGAAAUAAUAAAUUUAAAGAAAGUGGAUUCACUCUAAAAUCAUGGAUCAUGGGUAAUCUUAUUAUUAGAUCACCAAUCUGUCUGAUAAAUUAUCUCCAGGUUGUUUUAAUAUUUUGUUAAAAGAAGUGAAGGGUUACACUAGAACAUUAACAUAAGGUCAUUUUUUUAGAAUUAUUUUGCUUUAAUAAUGACUACAUGCAUACCUUGUUUAUUUAUGCCACUUUUUUUUUUUUUUUUUUUUUAUUCUCAAGGGGAAAAAGGUCUCUGUUACACAUUUGAACAAAUGUCAAUGUGUAACAUAUAGACUUUUACUUUUUAGUAAGUAUUGAUCUUUUUUUCAAAGGGUGUUUUUUUUGGUAUAAUUUAGAAAAUAUUAAGUAUAUUUCAUGUGAAUGUACAUAACUGUUUCUUUGGUUGUCUUUCUGAAGAAGAUUAAUGUGUUGUAUAAUUGUAAUAUAACCCAAUUAUUAUUGAAAAACAUUUCCUUUACAUUUAAACCAAAGACAAGUCAAAAGAUUAUAUUGAAUUUAUGUAGUAUGGUAAACAGUGAAUAUGGGCCAGAAAAAUGGGCCUGUUGUAUGGAAACAUUAAUUUAAAAGGUGAAAUGGCAGAGUUACUAUCCGUCAGAUUUAAGCAAUUGGAUGAGAGCUCAUUACUGUUGGUGAAAAAAUGAUAUUCCUGAACCACAUUGCACAAAACAUAACAUGGUAAUUUGGUAUUUUGCUUGAAUUGUGUUGCUAAGAAUAAUUAUACUUAAUUUUUAAGAACUAUUUUUGUUUUUCUUGUGGAGUUAUCUACCUCAAGUUUGGGCAAGAUAAGAACACAACAGCCAAAAUGCACUAAUUAUUGUAACAGACACCCAAAACAUUAAAAGAAAUAUGAAUCCUAUCACAAAAAAUUUGAUAAAACAUUAUUUGUAUAGCGCUUAUCACAAAACAUGUCUCUAAGCACUAAAAAAAAGGAGAGGUCACUCUCAAUGGCUUCUCUUAUUUCUUUAGUACCCAUGUCAGCUUGAACUUGAUUAAUACCGGUAAUAAUAAUAUAGGAUUUGUAUAUCGCAUGUAUCCACCUUUGAUUAUCUUUAUGUUUAGGAAACAUGUAUGUACUUUUACAAUAAUUAGUUUAUUAAGAUUGUGUGUAAGGUAUAUAUAAAUUCUUAAAAUCUUAGCCAGUUUUUUUUCUUCAAAAUAAUGUAUGAUCAGAUUUAGUUUGUAAUUUAUCUUGCCUUGACAAAUCAAGAUUUAAGUUAAUUUUUCUCUAAAUUUUUAUUUUGAAUUUUAUAUGUAUAUCUAUCAAUUUAUGUUUGGUGUUGGGAGAUCUGUACUUAAAAACUGAAAUAACUUGUUCAGUCUUCUAGACUAUAAAUAAACAUGUUAUGAAUUGCCAAAUUUGAUGGCUGUCAUUUCUUCUCUGUGAUUAACCAUCUGAUGGAAUCCACCUUUUCCUGUAUGCCUCUUAUAUGGAAGUAAAAUAUUAUUAAAGAUUAACAAAUGUCAUGAACAUUGCAAAACAAACAAAAAGGUUACUUGGGGUAUUUUUCACGAAAUUGUAAUAUGAAUAUCCCAUACAAACAUGCAUUUAGAUAUGCUGUUUUGUCUGUCCAAGGAGUUAGACUGACAAAUUUAAGAAAUGGGAUCCAGAGAUGGUGAUAAGUCCACUGACUUGAAUAAGACAUGACAGGGUUCCCCCAUUCAUGGAAAAUCCUGGAAAAAUUUGUGGUCAUGGAGUCAGGGAAUUUUGAAAAUUCGUGAAAAGUCAUUGAAAAGUCAUGGAUUUGCAUUUACCUCUUGGCUAUGGCAGCUUUCCAGUUUGUUGUAUCUCGCAACUCUCAUACUCUGCUUUUAUAAUUGGUGUUUGUGAUUUCCACAUUCCCAGUUUUGUGACACCCCAAAUUCUACAUAACUCACACGAUGUCACGAGAAGUCAUGGAAAGCAGCAAUUUAGUCAUGGAAGAGUCAUGGAAUUCUGUUUUCAAAUUUCUGUGGGAACCCUGACUUCAACACUGAAUUAGCAUUCAAAACUAAGCAUUUAAUGAAUACCUUAUAAUGCAAGUCUCAUAUACAAUUGUGAUCUUUCAGCACAAAUAGAUGAAAGCAGCAGCAUAGUUUUAGUCACUUCUGAUUCCUUAAAUUGGCAAAAUGACUGUCAUAAUUUGUAAGAUUAAAUAUUUUAUUGACUGGAAAACAUUGAUAAAUAAGAUAUGUGUAGCGGUAAAUUUGUAUAAUACGUUGUUCUUAUAGAGUACCUGUUGCCAUUAAGUGUAAUCACUGUGAUAUGCAUAAAUUCCAUGAUAAAGGGUGGAAAAGAAUAUUGAAGUUUUAAAUAAAAGAAAAUUAAUAAAAAUGAAAUAAUAAGUUUG